AUGCUUACCCACCGGGCAGUAUCUGCUGGAGCCAGGGGCCAGAGAGUCUGCAUCGAGCUACUCUUGUCAUCCAUGGUGGUAGGACAGAGUGGGAUGUCAUCCUCAGGUAUCCCGGAGUCGUCAGGAAUCUCGAAUAAUGAGCCGGACUUUGGCCGGGCAUUAAACGCGGGUCAACCCGGCACUGUUCCUGCCGGUGGCGCGGCAGCCUUCGCGCCUCCGAGCGUGCGGGGUCUCGCGUCUCGACCUGCGCCCCAGUCUGCGUACCACCCCGUGUCUCAGCCUAUGCCUAUGGCUCAGCCUAUGCCUGUGGCUCAGCCUUUGCCUAUGGCUCAGCCGAUGGCUAUGGGUCAGCCGAUGGCUAUGGGUCAGCCGAUGGCUAUGGUUCAACCCAUGCCUGCGGCGCAACCGAUGUUUGAGGUGCAGCCGGCGCCGCCCACGGUGGACCCGAAGGAGUGGGUGGCAGAGUUCCCCAUGCCUGAGUCUUGGAAGCUGGCGGUGGACUAUAACAAGUCCUUAAUGCCGGCGCCGGUAAACCUGAUGGAGUUGGUUAACUUAUAUGCAGUGGUGGCGGCUAAUUUGGGCAAGACAUUUGUCGAUUUGUUGGGCAGUGUGCAGCCGGGUCAGGUGAUUAGUGAGGCCACUUUGGAGAACGCGCGAAGGCUGGCCUUGGCUCAGGAAUCAGUCGCGUCGCCAUUACUGGUAACCAACCCGAUGUUUGCAGCGGGUAGCGGUGGAUUUGGUAUGAGCGGUGGAUUUGGUAUGGGCGGUGGAUUUGGUAUGGGCGGUGGAUUUGGUAUGGGCGGUGGAAUGGACGCUAUCGUCGAACCAGAAGAGGACCUAGAGGAUGUAGAUGAGGGCAUUGGAAAUCUCGUAGCAGCCGCACCAGGCAUCGAUCCUGCAGCUCUUAAGGCACUCCAAGAAAAGAAUUCCAAAGCGCUCGAAGAGAAAGAAAAGCUUGCAGCCAACAAUGAGAACUUGUCUGAAAUGAAUACCAAAUUACGUACAGAAAAUGAAGAGCUCAAACAGAAGAUACAGCAACUGCAGAAACAAGCUGAACAAGACGGAUCUGGUUCAGCUUCAGCUUCUGCCUCUGCCUCUGCCUCUGCUUCAGCAUCUGCCUCUGCAUCUGCUUCUGCAUCUGCCUCCGCUUCGGCUUCAUUCUCCGUCUAG
Molecule: messenger RNA, 1170 nt
Organism: Gregarina niphandrodes
Lineage: Eukaryota; Apicomplexa; Conoidasida; Eugregarinorida; Gregarinidae
Exons: 1
Coding region: 1-1170 (389 amino acids)
Source: RefSeq, a predicted model, not a curated record